Solanum dulcamara is the source of this 385-nucleotide messenger RNA. RefSeq names its product serine/threonine-protein kinase STY46-like. The transcript is spliced from 3 exons. The record is from RefSeq and is a predicted model, not a curated record. NCBI's taxonomy places the organism in Eukaryota, Viridiplantae, Streptophyta, Magnoliopsida, Solanales, Solanaceae. The coding region runs from base 68 to 385 and encodes 105 amino acids. Gene Ontology annotation, molecular function: protein tyrosine kinase activity; ATP binding. Gene Ontology annotation, biological process: protein phosphorylation.
CAAGAUCCUCAAUUCUGAGCGCUUGAACACAGAAUUGCGAAAGGAGUUUGCCCAAGAUGUUUAAAUCAUGAGAAAAGUUCGUCAUAAAAAUGUUGUAAUGCAACUCAUAGGGGCAUGUACUAGGCCUCCAAACUUGUGUAUAGUAACAGAGUACAUGUCUGGAGGAAGCGUAUAUGACUAUUUACACAAACAAAAGGGAAGUUUUAAGCUUCCUACUUUGCUGAAAGUAGCAAUUGAUGUAUCAAAAGGGAUGAAUUACCUGCACCAGAAUAACAUCAUACACAGAGACUUGAAGGCUGCCAAUCUACUGAUGGAUGAAAAUGAAGUAAGAGAUUAUCUCAUUAAGCACAAUAAUGUAAAUGUUUGUUGUCUAUGGGAUUUGUAG